UGAAGCUGGGCAUUCCCAGCACGGCAGAAUUACGCCACAAAACAAUCUCCAUUUCAACCCACGGGAUUUUAAUACCUUUCUACAUGUGCCAGAGUUAUCAACUUUAAUGGAAUCUAACGUUUUCGACGUUUGGAAAGACGACAGAAGCGUGCGAUCGUGAAGCAUCGAAGGGAUUUGCGGCACAGUCUUUGAGACUGCAGCCUGAAGGGGAAAAUGGCGGCCGCUCGUUUGAUUUUAUUUGUCUGUGCGCUAGUGAUUUGCCGAACUGAGACGACGGACUCGAAUAACGAAGACUCCGUUUCACGGAGGGAACAUCCUGGAAGACGAGUAAAUCGUUUAAAGACUGGCCAGAACGGUAUGAUCAACUUUAACAACCCCGAACUGUUGGAAGAACUCGUUUCAAAUGGUUAUCAAAACGGCGAUAACUUGCCGCUAUCGUUGUUGGAUUUAUACGAGCAAGAACAGCCGGAAAAUCCAAAAACAAUUAUGCGUGAUGCGUCGAUCCUUGCGGGAAAACUACGCGAUCUUGCAGACCGGGAAAUGGGUUACAGAGCAAUGCAGGCCAUUUAUGACUCGUUGUUGUACGUUGAUCGGGCUCCAAAUGAAGAACAACAGAUACAGCAGCUUGUGAGGCGGAUUCGCGCCAAAUUUAGUCAAUAUUUAAGAAUUUUAUCUAGCAGUAAAGCAUCAGUAGAAGAUUUAUAUAAAAAACACAGAAAUAGCGCCAUGACGAGCAGAAACGAUUGCUGCCAAUUGCCAAUAGAUGCCACCAAAUAUGAUGGUGUAUUUCAAAGCAAUAUUUCUAGGACUCAAGUUUGUGACAGAAUCUCGACUGUCACGCCGUCAGGAGUCUUUAAUCCCGGAAAAAAUCUUACACAAGUUUUAGCCAAUAAUUUACGAAGUUAUCCGUCAUUAAAAUGGCAGUAUUUUAGUUCAGAGGAAGGCAUCAAAACCAUUUUUCCUGCCACGUUGUUUAACAGCGCCCACUGCUCUAUGUCUUGUAGCAAAGAUAUUGAUCCAAGGAGCAGUGCCCUGUAUGCAUCAACUGUAAGGCCACAGAAGAAGCAUGUGGUUGUUGUGAUAGACAGGGGGUCUAUGGUCAGUGAUGAUUUACUGAAAAUUGCCAAAAAAGCUGCAGAGAUUGCGGUUGAGACAUUGUCCGAGAAAGAUAGGGUUGGUGUUCUCAGUAUUGCGUCCACUAUACAUACUUGCAAAGACGACUCAUGUUAUUUAGAACAAUUAGCGCCAUCAACGGUGGAAACAAAAAAACAACUGAAUAAAUUCAUUCAGGGAAUCAAAUCGGAUGAUGGAGCCACCAAUCAUACUCAGGCUAUUCUCCGAGCAUUCAAGUUAAUCAAGAAUUCUGUAAAGUUCCACAGUCAAGGCGGUAUAAAUUCAGAUGCAUUGAUAAUCCUUUACAUCAGUUCAGGACAUACAGCGGGAUCAGACGCAGUGAAGACGGUUAUGAACACGAUAGUAGAACAGAAUACUCUACUUAAUAAUAAAGUUAUUAUAAUGACAUACGCCCUGGUAGAAGAUGGGAAGACUGGUUUAGAUGAGUUGGCAUUCCUACGUGAUGUUGCUGAACAGAACAGUGACAAAUACGAGGUGAUACCAACCUUGCUGGACACACAGCCAAGAAAGAAGGGUAUUAUGACAGUAUUGAACAUCAUCAGUAAUCUUCCAUCCACCGUCGGUAGAUUCUACUCUAUUCUUCCCAAUAAUAUGAGCAGUGAACCCAUCUACACAUUGCCUUAUAUGGACCAGAUUGGCAAAGGAUUAGUGAUGACCAUCACUCAAGCCUGUUACUAUAACAACCGUCUCCUUGGUAUUGUUGGCAUUGAUCUCAAUAUGGGAGAUAUGCUGGAAGAUAUAACAUAUUUUGAAGAAGGAGAACUCUCUUAUGCGUUCAUGGUGGAUGACCAAGGUUACACAUUGAUGCAUCCAUCGUUACCAAGACCAACGUUCAUGAAAUCCCAACCGAUGCAUGCUGAUAUCAGCCAUUUUGAAAAUGUGGAUGGUUUUACAGAAAUCAGACAGUCUCUAGCAAGUUCUGGUGACUACAAGUUGUACUCCAACACCAUGAUGUUAUCUGCUGGGAGUUUUACGGCACCGUUUGAACACCUAAGCCAGGAAGAGACGAAGAGAAUGGUACAGCAUUACAUGGCAUAUCUAAAUGAUAAUACAAGACUUAUUGCUAAUCCCGGCCUUAAGCCUGCAAUAAAGAAUGAUGUGGCUGCCACUAGUGGAAUUGACAAACACUGGAAGAACCAAGUAGAAACCAGUGAUGUGAGAGACUUUAUUGUCAGAAGAUAUGUAGCAACUACAAAUGGUGUAUUUAGAUUGUAUAUCAGAGCAAUGGAAAACCCAGGGCAGGUGACCUUAUCUGCUCCCUAUCUAGACGUUGGUGGCGCUGGUUACAUUGUAACGCUGAGUCAUAGUGUGUAUGAAGGAAAAUCAGACCAACGUCAUACCUCAGCUGACCGUGUGGUUGCUACUAUGGGCAUAGAUUUUACAAUCAAAUAUUUUUACAAACUACUGAUGGAAAUUUUUCCAAUUUGUGUCGAACAGUAUAUAAGAUGUUUUAUAUUUGACGAUAAGGGUUACUUAAUUGCACAUCCUGGUUUGAUAGAACCAGCUGGUACUGGACCGUCUGAACAGACACAUAUAACACACAAAGAACCACUGGUUGCCAAUGAUAUCCUAAACCACCCUGGCUUUGUGCGCAAGAAACUCUGCAAUGGCUACAAUGAUCGUACUGUACAGCGAUAUUUCCAUUUCAACGCAUCCUUCCAUGGUAUACUUACCAAUCUCAAACAUGGUGAACACUGCUCUAAGUAUGAAAUCACACAGAUACCCGGUACAAACUCAUUUAUGGGAAUAGUGAACCAAACAUGUGAAGACUUCACUGCAUUUUGUCCUUGCAGUAUGGUGGAUCGUUUAUGUCUGAACUGUUAUCGCAUGGAACAGACGGAAUGCGAAUGUCCGUGUGAAUGCACGCUAGAAAUGGACCAGUGUAAUGGAAGUCUCAAGCAUCAUGAAGACAGGAACCCAAGCUGUCAGCUGGCUGUGGAACCCACCAAGUUUCCUGAAGUAGAUUUGGAAGCCACUAUAGAUUUACCACAAUGUUUUGAUCCAAAGUGUCAUGAAAGGAAAACGAAAAGUGAUUGUUUUGGAGUACUGGACUGUGAGUGGUGUGAAAUUGAAGCAGACGGCACGUCUUCAGUUACGACCCCGUACUGUGCUAGUCAAAGAGUCUGUUUUGGUGGCGUUAUCGGUGCAUCCACACCGUACGCUGAUCAGAUCAUAUUGUCAGAUGAGGCAAUGCCUGCGCUCAUACAGAGUGCCCCUGUAGGUCCAGUGGCAGGUGGUAUUAUGGGAUGUAUUCUCGUGCUGGGUCUAAUUAUGUACGUCUAUAGGCAGCAUGUACAGCGGCUAAGACGUGCAGAGUUUUCACACACACCAGAGACGUCUGUACGUAUGUCGCAAUUGGAUAAUGAGAGGGACCAUGAUGAAGACCCGCCAGAUGAACAAAGAACCGUUGGACACACAAAUAUCAUCAUAGCAACAAUAGAACACCCGCCUCAUUACGAACACAGACGACAGAGUGCCCGAAUGUGGCGGGGAGGUGGUGCCGAGAGUGAUCACGGCUACAGUACCAUGACGCCACACGAAGACAGCGAGUACAUAGAACCAGAGCCUCUUUCUGUGGAGAAAAAUCUCAUUGGCCCGCAGCCCACCAGCACUCCACAAACUGUGCUGCCAUCAACUUCAGGAGCAACUUGUCACCAACUGCAAGCACAGGUUCAAGUUCACAUGGUUGAUAUGUCAUGUUAGUGUGCUUCAAAACACCCCACCAAAUGGCUUGGAUGGAAAUGAUUCCUUGACUGGUUUACUUUUGCUCCUUAUUCUAACAUCAAACAAUUGAAAUACGUAGUGAAAGAGUGUAAUCGAACGAUUGAAAGGGCUAAAGUGGAAAGUAACUGAUGAACUAUAACCAGUCGAGACCAGUUUCAAGCAGUCUGAUCCACUUAAAUAUAUCACCUGGAUCAAACCAGUAAAAUCCAGCUCCUCCAGCCAUUCAUAUUUAUAUAAAAAAUAUACUUAAGAAAUUCCUAAUCCAAUGUAAAUAUUAUGAUAGUGUAUAUUGAGAAAAUAUUGAUAAUUUUUUAUACAGGGUAGAUUUUAAAAAAAAAGUUAGACGAUAGUUUAUUUUUUCGACUUAUUUAUGCAAUGUUACAUUGUGAUUGAAGAGCUCAGAAUGGAAAUGUUGUUUGGGAAAAAAUUCAUGACUUUAUUUUGUUGAUUUUUUUUUUUUUUUUUUCAAUUUUGUGUCAUGAAUUGAGUAUCAUGGUGCAUUGUUAUCUGUAAGGGUCUUUGCAUAAUACUGCAGUGAUCGGAUCUGCAGUUUGGGGUAUGGUUUUUAAAGAUAUUAUCAUGUUCCAUAUUCGGUGUUGUAUUUGUUUGGACCUGUUGUUUGUUCUCGCACAAAAUAUUUUAACAUGUACAGAAAAUGUCUACCAGAAGGGAUGUUUACGAGGAGAAGGAGGUUGUCAUAUGCUUCUUAGUAAUGCUGAUACAGCUCACACUGCAAAAUAAUAUUCUCUAUAACUCUUCUUAUAUUUGAAUCUGUGGAAACACUUUUUCAGGUGGAAAAAUUUUUCAAUUUCAAAAUUUUUUAUAGUACAGAUUUUAUGGCAUUUUUACUCAGAAACUGUUUUUAUCAUUGUCAUUUCUCUGUAAACAAAUUAUAUGCAUGCGUUUCUUGUGGCUGGAAGUAUGUAUCACCCAAAACUGCUUUAUUUCAGCGGCAUUGCAGCGUUAACUUCCAUAUUAAGGAUUUGGUCCUGCCGUCCGUGGAUUCACCAAUCAAUGUUCCUUCAGUGGUUUUAUAUUUUGCUGUAAGACCAUGACACUGGAAAGAAAAUACGAUUAACAUCUGGGAUCCAUCUACAAAUUUGUCUUUUGUGUUUUUGUUAUUGUUUUUAUUCUCAGGUGUUGCUAUUAAUUGUAAGAACCCCACCUAUUAUCUUCUGUUUACUUUUGAAUUGUAUAUACCAGUAAAGCAUUAUGGGUAAUAAAAUAAAUAGCCUAGCCAUGUUUCAACUCCAGAGGGCAAUCUGUUCUCUGCAAUAAAUGAAGUGAGCUAUGUUGUGAAUAUAUAUGUUUUUUUUGUAGAAAUCUUUGAUACUUUUCUCUUUGUUUGAUUUGUAGUCUUGUUUCUUUUUGUGGCCUUUGUUUGUAGGUAUUUUCAGCAUUUUGUACAAAAUAACUUCACAAACCAACAAAAAAUAUGAAGAUUGUCUUUGUUUUGUAAUAAAACAUUGUA
This is a messenger RNA of Saccoglossus kowalevskii, 5329 nucleotides long. Its product is annotated as VWFA and cache domain-containing protein 1-like. The record is from RefSeq and is a predicted model, not a curated record. Gene Ontology annotation, cellular component: voltage-gated calcium channel complex. Gene Ontology annotation, molecular function: voltage-gated calcium channel activity. NCBI's taxonomy places the organism in Eukaryota, Metazoa, Hemichordata, Enteropneusta, Harrimaniidae.